UAGCCCGGGACUUACUGUAGAAAACAAAAUCUUGUAAAAACUGCGGCUGCUACGUUCCUGCCAUAAGUUAAUUAUUGAUUGACGCUAGCUGUUUCAUCACAAUCUAUUUUUUUAUAUCAUCGAACUCACAAGUCCCAAUCCAAGAAAAUUUGUAUCCAAAAUGUAUUGUGUAGGAUUUCUGGAACCAUUUAUCAGAAUGACAGGAGGAAGCGAAACUGCUUUUCUGGACAUGAUGGCCUAUUUCAUGAUGCUGUGCGGGUUCCUUGCUGGGGUGGUUACUUCCUCAGGGAUCCCCACCCCUUACGGCCGAUACACGAGUCCGAAGUUUGGCUGGGGGCUAGAGAGUCGCACCGCCUGGUUCAUUCAAGAGUUGCCAGCAUUCGCCGUUCCUGUUCUCUUGAUUGUGUUUUGCAAUUGUCAAUAUAGUUCAUCGCUUCCUAAUUCCAUCCUUGUUGGUUUAUUCUUAACACAUUAUUUCCAAAGGACAUUUCUGUUUUCACUGCUUAUACGUGGAGGAAAAGUUACGCCCCUCAUCCCAUUUUUACUAGCUACUGCCUUCUGUAGUUAUAAUGGUUUCAUGCAGGGUCGAUAUCUCACACAGUAUGCAGUUUAUAGUCAAGAAUGGAUGAAAGAUCCAAGAUUUAUCCUUGGAUCACUUGUGUUUGUGACGGGUAUGGCAAUCAACAUUCAUUCUGAUUACAUUCUGAGGAACCUACGCAAACCUGGAGAGACGGGAUACAAAAUACCAAGUGGUGGUAUGUUUGACUAUGUCUCUGGAGCUAACUUCUUUGGUGAGAUAGUUGAAUGGAGCGGGUUUGCUGUAGCCUGUUGGUCUCUACAGGGUCUUGCGUUUGCAUGCUUCACAUUCUGUGUCCUUACACCAAGAGCACGGCAGCAUCAUAUGUAUUAUCUAGAGAAGUUUGAGGACUACCCAAAGUCUAGGAAAGCAGUCAUACCAUUCAUUCUCUGAAGGAUCCAGCCUAGAGACUCUCACCAGUGGACUAUCAAGUCUUCUAUCCUUGUGAGACAACAAUAUUUAUGAUCGAUGAUAAGUGGAAAAUUACCAAAGAAAUAGGCGUUAACAUGGACAGAAUAUUUAUGAAUUGAGAUUUUUUAGUGAUGCAGGAAGAAUUCUUAUGGACGUGUUUUCAUCAUAGAGCAAUGCAGAGGAAAAACAUAUCCGGAGGCUAAUGUUGAGCUCCACGCCCAAAUUAUGCUAGUGUACAUGAGAACCUAUGGAAAUUCUGUAGCUCUUUUAAAAAGCUUUCCAAGGCCUUCAGGGCAUUUAUUAGGCAAAGUCUCACCAAGCCUCUGUGUAUUUUUUUUUCUUGGAGUGAUGGUCGAAAUCAAGCACUGACCAGUUGUGACCAUUCAAAAUUGUGAUACUGAGAAGAGCUCCUGGCCCACAGUGAUUGAUCAUAGGGCUACUUAUAUGCUUGAUUACAUUAAUUAUUGUUUGCAAUCAUACAACCAAAUCAACUGUAUGAUCAAUUGUAAAGCUUUGUGUUAAUUGCCCUGUUCUGUCUACUACAUGGCAGUAUUAUGGUCCAGGAUAGUCAAUGACUGACAUGAAAUUACUCUCGACUGCUAUUGUUUGAGUACUUUUAAAAAUUUCUUUCACCUUCAAUCUGAAUUUGAUUUGUGUUUUUUUUUUGUAGUUGAGCUAUUUGAAUGUUCUGAAUAUUAAGAAACAAAUCUAAUUUUCAAAAGUGAGUCUAGAAAACUGAAACCCAAUCAUGCAAAAAAUACUAUGCAAAUUCUAUUUAGGAUGAUUAGAAAGGCAUUCUUUUUGUUGUUUCUCAUUUAUUAUUUUUUCAACUGAAUUUAUCUGGCAGAUAUUCUUCAACAUUCCUCUGCAAGUUUGGCAAUUUCAUUUUAGCAAUGUAAUUCUUUCACAAAUAUUUGUAGAGUUUGUGUGCCUGAUUGUCAUUUUUAGUAUUUAAUAUUAUGGACAUGAUAUGUCUGUUCAAUCUUCUGAAUGUUUUCAUUCCAACAUAUUAGUACUUAUAUUCAUGAUAUUUAUGGUAUAUCACUAUGGUGAAGAGUUACCAGAGAAUGGAAACCAUUUUAUAGGGAAAAAAGUGUUUGAAAGGACAAAGCAUGAAAAAAAAUGCAAUACUGAGUAUUACUUGUACUUGUGCAAUUCCUGUUUGUAUAAGCUUCAUUUGAUUUAAGGAUUUGGUGGGGGGUGGGGAUGGUAAUGUUUUUAUAAUUUCAAUCAAUCAUAAGUGCACAUUUUGUAAUUCUGCUUGUAUCUUUUUAGUUGCUUUUUAGACUAAAAUCUUUCUGCUAAUAGACAAGAUUGUGUAUUAUACAAAUCUAAAAUGAAUUGAUUACUCAUUAGUGGGGGACAGGAAUUCACUCUUGGACACUUCAACCCACAGCUCCUCAUCGUGAUACAGAGUUUUAAAGGGAAACUACUGCUACAGUCACGAAAUUGAAUAACAUAAGUACUGCCUGAAAGUCAUUGAAAAAUGUUGCCCAUGAUGCAUCAAAGAAUUAGCCUAUGCUGCAAGAUCUUCGGGAAUCAUCACAAUGAUGAGUAGAAGUGGACCAAAUCUGCUGAGGGUAACUUUGACUGUACAUAGAAAUGCAUGGAUGGGACUAUACUGAAUGUUUCAGCUGUUUCGACUGGUAGCUCGAAUGUGAUUAAGGCAUGUGAGGAGCAACCCAUUUGCAAUUUACCUUUUUACUAAUUUCUUCCUGAAUAUUUAUGAAAGAGCUUGAAUAAAUCACAAUAAUUGUUUUCAUCUUUUAUAUAGGUUAAAGCCAACGGUUAAAAUCACUUUUAUUUCAUUUAGAAGGGUUCCUAAUACGUUCCAUCCAAGUUAUCUGACUAUUUUUUUGUUUACAAUUACAUAUGCCUCUUCGGUAAAGAAUUACGUAUAGAUUGCUUUCCAUAAUUGUUAUUAAUUAUAUCAUUUGAAAUUCUUUGUAGAGUUCCUGUGUGAACAAAAAAGGAACAUGAUGUUUGGUCAAAACAAUGCAAGUAUGUUUCAAUGUUUAGAGAAUGAACAGACAUAAUUGGAUGAAGAUGUCGCUGGCUUCCAUAGUUGAGAUUGAUUGUAUCAAUCGCAAAUCUUUGUUUGAUGUGACUCAGGGUGGUGAAUAAAAAAUAGAUCCUAUUAA
Molecule: messenger RNA, 3129 nt
Organism: Lytechinus pictus (painted urchin)
Lineage: Eukaryota; Metazoa; Echinodermata; Echinoidea; Temnopleuroida; Toxopneustidae
Product: 3-oxo-5-alpha-steroid 4-dehydrogenase 1-like
Exons: 5
Coding region: 161-970 (269 amino acids)
Biological process (GO): steroid metabolic process
Cellular component (GO): membrane
Molecular function (GO): 3-oxo-5-alpha-steroid 4-dehydrogenase activity
Source: RefSeq, a predicted model, not a curated record